GCUCAGUGCACCAGAGGUUUCCUGCCCAUGUCUAUAGGCCUGUCUAUAGGCCUGAGUGAGCUACACAACGGCAGAAAGACUCCGAAGAGAAGUCAAGAGCUGAGGAGGGACUCGUCUAUAAAACGAGGGCCCCUAUGGCGCCCAUCCUCCCAUCACCCAACCGCCUCCGCCGAUUCCACAUUUGUUACGACAUCUCAUUCGUUCCGAAGCCAGUUCACUCACUUGCGAGAACCAGCAAACAAAAAACCAUGAAGUCCUUCGUCGUUGUCGCUUGCCUUUUGGCUACUUUGGCUGCCGCCACCCCUGUCGAGCUCCAUAGUCGCAUGAUGCCACCGAUGGGCGGCGGUGGGAUGACCACCACCUCAUCAGUCUCGGAUGGACAACAGUCCAACACCCAGGCGUCUAGUUCUCCCUUUGGCUCGUCGUACUCCCACACGGAGAGCUCUCACCACGACGCACAAAGCUCGACUGUUGUUCAGUCCUUCGGCCCGCUCAUGAGCCAGAUUGGAUCGAUUAACAACAUGCUCAUGAACGGUGGCAUGAACACUAUGGUUGCCUCCCAAUCCAUGUCUACAAUUGCCAAUCAACUCCAGAGCGUCUUCUCUGGACUCAACACUUGCGGAUGUUUCCAACAAGGCUCCCAAGUCUUCACGAUGUUCAACGACAUGUUCGCGCAACUCUCGCAAAUGCUCAUUAGCAUGCAGAACACCUUUGGCGCCUCGGCUAUGGGUGGCAUUGUUUCCCCCUUGGGAAAUGUUGCGGGCUCCAUGUCCCAAUUUUUCACUCAACAACAGAGCAGCACCAACUGGAGCAGCAUGUCUACCAACAUCAUGCCAUUCAUCAACUGUGUCAGCCCUUUCGUGCAAGGAUUUUCCGGCCUCUCGCAAAUGUUUAAAUAGACGCGACUCUGGCGGUACCUCUUCAGCCUGUCGAUACCGACAAAGACUGCCGAUCAUGCAGUGGACACUUUAGGACUCCUUUUUCAUUCCGUUGUUGACGUGCCCUUUUCAAACCUGCGAAAUGCAAUUUCGCCAUUAUCUCUAAUAAUUAGGAUCUGUUGCCUUGCCCGAGUCCCACUUCCAACGUCCAACCGACGUGAGGAUAAGUAAGUUUGAGAAACGUCUGCCCGAAUUAGCCUUCCGAUGUGAA
This is a messenger RNA of Puccinia graminis f. sp. tritici CRL 75-36-700-3, 1149 nucleotides long. RefSeq lists its product as uncharacterized. The record is from RefSeq and is a predicted model, not a curated record. NCBI's taxonomy places the organism in Eukaryota, Fungi, Basidiomycota, Pucciniomycetes, Pucciniales, Pucciniaceae. The coding region runs from base 135 to 899 and encodes 254 amino acids. The transcript is spliced from 5 exons.